Molecule: messenger RNA, 4168 nt
Organism: Epinephelus moara (kelp grouper)
Lineage: Eukaryota; Metazoa; Chordata; Actinopteri; Perciformes; Serranidae
Gene: rgma
Product: repulsive guidance molecule BMP co-receptor a
Exons: 4
Coding region: 514-1866 (450 amino acids)
Biological process (GO): BMP signaling pathway
Cellular component (GO): plasma membrane
Molecular function (GO): coreceptor activity
Source: RefSeq, a predicted model, not a curated record
CAUCCAGACAGCGGAUCGGGCCGUACGCAGCAGCAGCAGCAGCAGCAGAGGCAGUAACAGCAGCAGCUUUGCCCUCAGGGCUUUUUUCUUCCCAGUCGUCGACCAUAACUAACAAUUUGGAUCCAGCGCGCGGAUGAGGGCAAUUACUGGACUUAAUCUAUCAUAAUGUCUCCUUUCCGAUCGACCGAUAGUCAGAUAAGUUAAGGCAAUGGCUGCAGAGAUCUGAGUCCCCCCUCCUUUGGGUGCGAGAAGUGGCUGUUUAAAUGAAUCCCAACUAACAAGAGAGCUUAAAAAAAAAAGCACUUUCAUUUCACCGAGACGCAGAUCGGUGGACACCAUGCGCACAUUUGCGGAUUUAACACUCAGAAAGCCGCUGGGUGCGUUUGAUUUCGGAUUACAGUGACACACAGGACGAGUUUUUUUUUUAAAGAAAGGGGGAGAUUUUUAAGGAGUCUGCUUCCUCUCGCUCCUGUUCGCUGUGUCCUGCAGGACUCCCUGAGUCGCGGAGAGCCCAUGCAGUCGCCAAGGGAGAGGAGUGAAGUGCGACCCCGAGCUGGAUGGAUGGUUAUGGGGAAAAGAGGAAGACCCUCGGCGCUUGACGUGUGCAGAGUCCUCGCGGUGUUUCUCUCACUCUUCCCCUCCGUGACUCUGCAGUGCAAGAUCCUCAAGUGUAACUCCGAAUUUUGGGCCUCCACCUCGAACUCUGGACCAGAGGAGGAGUUUUGCACGGCGCUGCGUGCGUACAACAGCUGUGUACGCCGAACUGCACGUACCUGCAGGGGGGACUUGGCGUACCACUCCGCCCAGCAUGGCAUAGAGGAUCUAAUGAGCCAGCAUAACUGCUCCAAGGAGGGGCCGACAUCUCAACCACGUGCCCGCACCCCACUUCCUCCUCCACCCCCGCCACUCCUCCCCGACAGCCAGGAACACUCAGAUGGCCCGGAAGUGUGCCACUAUGAGCGCAGUCUUCCGCGCAACACGGCGCCACCCAACUACACCCACUGUGGCUUCUUUGGAGACCCGCACCUGCGAACAUUUGGGGACGACUUCCAGACGUGUAAGGUGGAAGGAGCCUGGCCGCUUAUCCACAACAAAUACCUGUCUGUACAGGUGACCAACACUCCUGUGGUGCCGGGGUCUUUGGCCACAGCCACAAGCAAGCUGACAAUCAUCUUCAAGAACUUCCAGGAAUGUGUGGAUCAGAAGAUGUACCACGCAGAGACAGACGAGCUGCCGGCUGCAUUUGCAGAUGGCUCCAAGAAUGGAGGGGAUCGGCACGGAGCAAACACCCUACGCGUGGUGGAGAAGGUUCCUGGGCAGCAUGUGGAGAUUCAGGCCAGGUACAUCGGAACAACCAUAGUGGUGCGGCAGGUAGGCCGCUACCUGACCUUUGCCGUGCGGAUGCCGGAGGAAGUCGUGAACUCAGUGGAGGAAGGCGACAACCAGGACUUGUACCUGUGUCUUCACGGCUGUCCCGCCAACCAGCGCAUCGACUUCAGGAACUUCAAGGCCCGAGCGGCGGAGGCCCACAGCGCGGGCAGGAGCAGGAGCGGCACUGCGGCACAUGGCUUCACCUACCAGUCCGCCAAGGCCAAGUGCAAAGAGCGGCUUCCAGUGGAGGACCUGUACUUUCAGUCCUGCGUGUUUGACCUCCUCUCCUCUGGAGACAUUAACUUCACCAUGGCAGCCUACUACGCCUUUGAGGAUGUAAAAAUGCUCCACUCAAACAGCAAGAGGUAUCACAUCUUUGAAAAGGAUGCUUUCAUGAGAAACGCAGCACAGACGGGCAAAGAUUUUCUUUCACUCCUCUUCCUCAACCUCCUCACUGUCUUAUUGUGGAUUGAGUGUUGCACAGUUCAUCUAUAGUCCCUUUACAACAGUAUCCUUGUGGUGUAUCUGUCAGUGAGUGUUAGAGUAUCAUCGCUGUGUCGUACAUCGGCUCCUCUCUUCUGCUCUGGCUCUGUGAUGUGACCGGUGGCUUGCCAGCAGCGCCGUCGCUGCCCUGAGUCUCAUUUUAGUAGUAUUGUCAUGUCUUGACUUUAGUCUAAUGAUGAGGCGAGGUCACCGUGCUCCCCACCUAUCAUCACGUGCGUUUAGCUGCUUCAUAGGACUGGGCUUUGAUGAGAGCAGCGGUGAGAGAGCCUCAGCUACUCCAGAGCUCAGGAUAUCCACCUGGGAUUAAAUCCCACAUUCUCACCGGGCCUGCAUGCCUAUGGGAAGCCGGACAAGAUGAUCUUUUGCAGAAAGAAGAGUUUGCUGAUCCUCCCUCCCCCCUGAUCCACUCAUUGGUGCCAAGCCAGUGAAGCUCUCCGUGGCUCAUGUGGCAAAGCGAGAGGACCUGACAGGGGCUUUUGUUAACCUAAGGCCAGAAGCAGCUCUAUGUUUGAUUAGUUUCCAGCUUUGGAAAAGCCUGAGCCUUUUGGAGGAAGCACUCAGCCAAAAGGAUGUCAGAGGAGCGUCUCCAGUUGUCUGCUGUGGAGAUUAAUGGGUCAUAUUGUUAGGUUAUGUGUGCGUAUGUGUGUGUGUGUGUGUGUGUGUGUGUGCGCAUUAGUACAAUAUGUGUGCAGAAUUCAGCGUCUGUGGUUAAUUUUGUGUGUUUGUGGGUGCAGGAGUUCCCAGAAAUGAGAUAACAAAACCUCCAGUGGGAGAAACCUUUUCCAUGUCUUUCCAUUGCACCCAAAAUCUUUCAGAAAUAGAAAAGCUGAGGCGCUCCACGGUCUGUCAAAAUGGCUCUUAUCAGCCAAGUAGCAAGUCCCAAAAGAGAACUGAUAAAAAUAAUCUGCUUUCAUUUCCAGUGUCAUAAAGACUUUCACUCCAUUGUUUGAGCCGAUGUGCUGAUCACACCGUGUUUUGUAUCCGUAAUGUGAAUGUAGCUGACGAGACAAGCAAAAGAACAAACUAAGCUAAGGGCACUCAUAGCGUUUACAGAAUGUAGAUCAACCAAUCAAACUACGACACCUCUUUGAUAGCGCUUUGUAAAGCGAACUCUCCAUUUCAAGUCUCAGCGGUGUAGAUACUGUUAGUGCUAGCUGUAACAACGUCACCUCGAGUCAGCUCGGCGUUUUAUAGACUACCAGUGUGCUGACCUGACUGUGGCUUAGUGCGUAAAUGAUAAGCAUAUGUCUGUAGACGUGAUUUCAUGGCUUAAGUCAUUGCCAAAGAACAAGCCCUUGUGCCAACUCUUCCCUUACAACUGAAUUUCCAGCUUUCAGUCUUAAACAGUUCACAUUGGGGUGGGUAGGCGGGUGGGUGGGUGGGUUUGGAGAGGAAUCUUAACUGUAUAUAACUUGUGUCUGUGGGUGAAUUCGCAGUACAGUAACACACUGUAAAUGCAGCGUCAGUUUCCGUUUUAGCACUCUCACCUUUGCUUUUCUUGUGUUUCAUGAUAACACUUUCCAUUUGAACUUUGGCUGCAGUAUCUGGUAACGUGUAAGUCAUCCCUGUAGAUACUGCUACUGCUCGGGCACAGUCUUACGGUCAUUUCUCCUUUACACUGAAGUAUUCGGCAGGCCUUACUACUGCUAUUUGGAACAUGUAUUGGUGCAGUUUGACAACUACAAAAAAAAAAAGAAAAGAAAAUCGUACAAACAAAUGAUUGUAAUGUUGAAUCUUGUGUUAAUAGAUGUAAUUUGUGUUGUGAGUUUUACAGUAAAUGGUUCUACACGUGAAAUGUGAGAUUGUACAUAUGUUUUGUGAGUUUAAAUUUGUAUAUUACCAGUUGUGUUCUGAAUUUAUCACUCCUGUUUUUGUACAUCAGAUGUUUCGGUGAAUGUGAACCUUUUUUUUUUAUUAUUCGAAAAGGGAUUUUUGCAAAAGCGUGAACACCACAGAACUAAAUAUUCUUUACGAUUUACAGUAUGUUCACCUAGAAAGGAUAAAAUGCUGGUUGUCAUCCACCUCAUCUAGAAAGGGAAUGUAGGAACAUGUUCUGGGGUGUUCAUGUUUUUCAGUUUAAAGCACUUUAUGUUUUCUUUUGUUUCCAUUUAGCUCUUAUUUUGUUUGAGAUUCUGUGUCAGACUUGUAAUGGUAGAAAAGAAUUUAAAUAAAUAGCUGAAUGGGAAAUGCCAGAAAGAUCAAACUGUGUUUGUAUGUAAAGCAAAUGUGGUGCCACACGCCAGCUGUUUAUAAUGUAAAUUAUUUAUUGAAUUAAAGAAAAUGUCUUGUUAUC